Neoarius graeffei (lesser salmon catfish) is the source of this 2897-nucleotide messenger RNA. It is a transcript of the gene frs3, whose product is annotated as fibroblast growth factor receptor substrate 3. Gene Ontology annotation, cellular component: cytoplasm. The coding region runs from base 232 to 2076 and encodes 614 amino acids. Gene Ontology annotation, biological process: cell surface receptor protein tyrosine kinase signaling pathway. The transcript is spliced from 8 exons. The record is from RefSeq and is a predicted model, not a curated record. NCBI's taxonomy places the organism in Eukaryota, Metazoa, Chordata, Actinopteri, Siluriformes, Ariidae.
GCGCUCCGAUUCGCUGGCAAACAUCACACUUUCUGGGAAAAAGGACAAAAUUCUCAGAGGACUCUCUCUUCUUGAUUUGUCAGGAGAUAUGAAAAGUUUGCACACUGGGACCUGCUGCUCGUACCAGCAUACCCCUGCUCCACCAUGACCCCCAGCAGAGAAUUCUGGGAUUGACGUUAGCAUCACUCCCACUGAUGGCCUGCACCAGGUUUCAGCUAACUUGCUGAAGCUAUGGGGAGCUGUUGGAGCUGUCUAUACAGGGACGCCAUUCAAGACAACCACCCCACCAAAUUUAAGGUGACAAAUGUGGACGAUGAAGGGAACGAGCUGGGAUCGGGGACUAUGGAGCUCACACAAACUGAGCUCAUUCUGCACACACGAAAGCGUGAUGCCAUCCGGUGGCCAUACCUCUGCCUGCGCCGUUAUGGAUAUGAUUCCAACCUGUUCUCCUUUGAGAGUGGGAGGCGCUGUCAGACAGGACAGGGGAUCUUUGCAUUUAAGUGCUCUCGGGCAGAGGAGAUCUUUAACCUGCUGCAGGAGCUGAUGCAGUGCAACAGCAUUAAUGUGGUGGAGGAGCCCAUGAUCAUGACCCGACCUGGCCACGCACAAGAGAUGGAGAUGCCUCGAACCCCUCAAACACCCAACACUCCUGGGUUCCCAGUGCAGACGUUUCCUAAUGGAUACCCGGGGUACCCUAUAAGUGCAGACUCAUCACAGCCCUCCCUUACCGAUGACCACAGACACAGCCUCAUGGGGAUGGAUGACCAGACACAUACGUAUGUGAAUACGGUUAGUAUGGAGAGUGAACUUUCAAGCCGCCACUGUGUCCGAUCCCUGCCCGAGGUUCGGCCCCCUGCCUUCACCGAGGCGUCCACCAAACCCAGCCAGCCCAGCAUGCACUGCUGCGGUAUGGAUGACUCCCACAAGGACCCUCAGCUCUUUCUCCAGCCAGGGGCUCAGGAAGUGAAGUUCAUGCUGGGGCCAACACCGGCACAGCGCCAUCUUUUGGAGCGAGACCGGCACUCUUCUCACCCUCUCCGAGCACCCGAUGGCAGCUCUGAAACAGAGGGAGAAGAGGCCCCGCCCCUUCACAUGUGCAACACACAUGCCUAUCACCAUUACCACCAUCAUCUGCACCGGCACCCCAGCAUGGAGCCUUGCCCAGGAAGCCAGCUAACAUAUGAGAACAUUAAUGGUCUUCGAGGGCCACGCAGGCAAAGGCUAAGCCCCAGCAGUGCCUCCCAGUCACAGUCUGUGGGCUCGAGCAGCAGCAGCAGCACAGCUGGAGAAACACACCCACAUGCACACCCACACUCUCUGCCACUCUCACACACACACGCCUCCUCAUUGCCUCCACAGGGCUACAGUGGGGGUCAUCGCCGCUCUGCGCUGCUCAACUACGAGAACCUUCCGUCACUGCCACCAGUGUGGGAGUACCGUGCUCUUCAGCGGGAUGAAGAAGAGGAGCAGGAUGAAGAUGAGGAAGAUGAUGAGUAUGAGGAGGAAGAGGAGGAGGACUUUGAUGAGUAUGAAUACUCAGAGGAGCCAGGAACCCCGAAUGGAUAUCAUCAGGACAGUGGUGGCAGUAGUGGGAUUCAUCGCGAUGCUCUGCAGAACUACGUCAACACAGAACAGAUUCAGCCUCCCACCCAUCUGCAUCACACAUGCCCUCCUCAUCCUCAGCCCUCUGAGAGGGGUGGCCGAGUUUUCAGUUUUGAUUUCCGCCGCCAUCGGGCGGGGCGUGGGACAGUUGGCAGUGUAACCUGUGAGCAGCAUGGUCGCCACCUGCCCCCUCCACCCUCUCGCCAGCUCAACUACAUCCAGGUGGACUUGGAAGCUGGAGCCUCGAGUUGCCCAGGACACGGAGGGGGCGGAGCUCAAGUGCCACAGAGACCGCCUCCAAUGAAGCGUGGCAUGGCUACUGCCCCAGUAAUGCCUCCUUCCCGCCGUGGUGAGUGUUAUGCUGUGAUCGACCUGCAGAAAACUGCAGCCAUGUCCAAUCUGCAGAAAGCCCUGCCUCGUGAUGAUGGCACAUCCCGAAAGACCCGCCACAACAGCACCGACCUGCCUCUGUGAGACAAAAUGAGUGAAAAAGAGUGAGGGGGGGAAAAAAAGAAUGUCAUGGGUAAGAGUAGAAAACAAAGGAGCUCUGUGGUGUUACUGUCCUCUCACCGUUUAGUUGGAGUUUCCAUCCUCACACUCAUAUUCUUAACACAUUUGCACUUAUGCCAGCUACUUCUUGUGGAUACAAUAAGGCGAAACUGAAUAUACCAGCUGUAUGUUAUAUAAAUUCAUGCAAUUUUUAAAGGUGGUCCGUAACUGAUUUUGGUGCCCAGUAACCAUCAAAUUGUAAUCAAGCCCCUCCUUCUAAACUGAGCCUCAGAGUUUAAACACAAAAGUUGUUUAAAAGAAUCUAAAAUGAAAUAUCACAUUCCAGAUCAGAUCUGAAGUUGCUCUGUAAACAGCUGUAUUUUCAGCUUACGUAAGAGAGGGCUACAUGUUUAAAGCUUGUUUAUUCACAGCAGUUUUUACUCAUCCAUCUGGUCAAUCAUUAAAUUUUAUAGUAUGCUACGUCUGAGAACAUACAACUCAUUUUUUAAAAUUAACCAUUCAGUACAUUUAAUUUAACAUAAAAUACAGUUUAGAAAGUUCUUUGUGUCUGAAAGUACAGAUUAGGAAAGAGUAAACAACAUUACAGUCUGACUGCUGUUCCCACACCCCCAAAUUAAUCACUUCUCUGUGAUUCACAUUCAAGUGUUAAUGAAGUGCAAAUCCACGAGUAUGUACAACAUAUUUAUGUAAAUCUAUGUUUUGGAAAAACUGUGCAAAGCAUCAUAGCCAUGUAUAUGCAGAAGGAAGGACUUUCAUUAUUUUUUUAUUAAAAAAAAAAGAAGUCA